Messenger RNA from Cynocephalus volans (Philippine flying lemur), 3825 nucleotides. It is a transcript of the gene SELENON, whose product is annotated as selenoprotein N. The transcript is spliced from 12 exons. Gene Ontology annotation, molecular function: calcium ion binding. NCBI's taxonomy places the organism in Eukaryota, Metazoa, Chordata, Mammalia, Dermoptera, Cynocephalidae. Gene Ontology annotation, cellular component: endoplasmic reticulum membrane. Gene Ontology annotation, biological process: calcium ion homeostasis; skeletal muscle fiber development. The record is from RefSeq and is a predicted model, not a curated record.
AUGGGCCGGGCCCGGCCGGGCCAGCGCGGGCCGCCCAGCCCCGGUCCCGCCGCGCCGCCGCCCGAGCCGCCGCGCCGCCGCCUCCGCGCCCUGGCGCUGCUCGGAGCCCUGCUGGCCGCCGCCGCUGCCGCCGCCGCCGCCCGCGCCUGCGCCCGCCACGCCGAGGCCCAGGCGGCCGCGCGGCAGGAAUCAGCGCUGAAGGCCCUGGGGACAGAAGGCCUCUUUCUCUUUUCCUCCUUGGACACUAACCGGGAUAUGUACAUCAGCCCCGAGGAGUUCAAACCCAUUGCUGAGAAACUGACAGGGUCAACACCUGCGGCCAGCUAUGAGGAAGAGCUACCCCCCGACCCCAGCGAGGAGACGCUCACCAUAGAAGCCCGAUUCCAGCCUCUGCUCCCAGAGACCAUGACCAAGAGCAAAGACGGGUUCCUAGGAGUCUCCCGCCUCACCUUGUCCGGCCUCCGCAACUGGACAGCUGCAGCCUCUCCACAUGCGGUGUUUGCCGCCCGCCACUUCCAGCCCUUCCUUCCCCCUCAAGGCCAGGAGCUGGGUGAGCCCUGGUGGAUCAUCCCUAGUGAGCUGAGCGUCUUCACCGGCUAUUUGUCCAACAACCGCUUCUACCCACCGCCACCCAAGGGCAAGGAGGUCAUCAUCCACCGGCUCCUGAGCAUGUUCCACCCUCGGCCUUUCGUAAAGACCCGCUUUGCCCCUCAGGGGGCUGUGGCCUGCCUGACCGCCAUCAGCGACUUCUACUACACGGUGAUGUUCCGGAUCCACGCCGAGUUCCAGCUCAGCGAGCCACCCGACUUCCCCUUUUGGUUCUGCCCUGGCCAGUUCACUGGCCACAUCAUCCUCUCCAAAGACGCCACCCACAUCCGUGACUUCCGGCUCUUCGUCCCCAACCACAGGUCUCUGAACGUGGACAUGGAGUGGCUGUAUGGGGCCAGUGAGAGCAGCAACAUGGAGGUGGACAUCGGCUACAUACCCCAGAUGGAGCUGGAAGCCACAGGCCCCUCAGUGCCCUCCGUGAUCCUGGAUGAGGACGGCAACGUGAUCGACAGCCGCCUGCCCUCGGGGGAGCCCCUCCAGUUUGUGUUUGAGGAGAUCAAGUGGCAGCAGGAGCUGAGCUGGGAGGAGGCGGCUCGGCACCUGGAGGUAGCCAUGUACCCCUUCAAGAAGGUCACCUACCUCCCAUUCACCGAGGCCUUCGAGCGAGCUAAGGCUGAGAACAAGCUGGUGCACUCGAUCCUGCUGUGGGGGGCCCUGGAUGACCAGUCCUGCUGAGGUUCAGGGCGAACUCUCCGGGAGACUGUCCUGGAAAGUUCGCCCAUUCUCACUCUCCUCAACGAGAGCUUCAUCAGCACCUGGUCCCUGGUAAAGGAACUGGAGGACCUGCAGAACAACCAGGAGAACCUGUCCCACAAGAAGCUGGCUGGCCUGCACCUAGAGAAGUACAGCUUCCCUGUGGAGAUGAUGAUCUGCCUGCCCAAUGGCACCGUGGUCCACCACAUCAACGCCAACUACUUCCUGGACAUCACCUCCUUGAAGCCCGAGGAUGUCGAGAACAACAUCUUCAGCUUCUCGUCCACGUUUGAAGACCCAUCCACGGCCACCUACAUGCAGUUCCUGAAGGAGGGACUCCGGCGUGGGCUGCCCCUCCUCCAGCCCUAGUGUGCCCAGGCCUCUCACGCCCCAGAGCCAGAGAGGUCCUCGGCCCAUCUCAGACUGCAGACUUCAGACACCCCCACCCCACCCCGCUCCAGCCUGCCUUGCGGGGUCCAAGGUCAACUGAAGAUGGCCACCCUAGCUUUGCCUCAGUGAUGGUGGGUAGACAAGGGGGUGCCUGGGCUGCCUGGGUGGAUGAACCUCUAGCUCCAUCUGCCACCAUCAGCCCUUCCCUGCCCACCUGGCUCCAGAAGCUGCUUGGGACCCCCCAGAACAGGGCCUAGGGUGAUCUGCCUGAACCUUACCCACCCAGUCACACAGUCCAGGCCCUGGUGGGGUAAAGAAUAGGGAGGAGUGGGCCAGGAAGACGAGGCCACCCCCCUCCUUGCUUUCACCCCCUUCCUGAAAGGAAACAUUAAGGAGUCCCCACCCUGGGGGCCAGGCUGCCAAGGCAGCACUCCUGUCCAUCUGGAGCCUUCUUUCUGGCCAUACCCCAGGCUGCCCUCCUGUACCUGAUGUCCCCAGCUGGACAGUCGCAGCUGGAGAUAGCCUUCGGGAGCCUCUGGGCAGAACCCUCCUUCAGAAGUGGAAAUCAUACUGUACCCUCUGCUGCCCCCCAAACCCCAGUUCCUCAGACCACUCAACUGACCUAAGGAUAAGUCCCUGGAACCUGUCUCAGGACUUGCUGGGGGCCAGCUGUCUGGGGCUUCUAUCUUUAGCAAGGGGGUACCUGAGGUCCGGGGCCAAGGCACGUCCACUGCCUAGCCCAGCACAGGGAGCCAGUGACCCCAUAACACCACCUGCCCUUCAGACCUCGACUCCAUAGUAUAGCCUGGCCAAAGAACACAGCCUCCACCAGAGCUGGCACUGUUCUGCCACCCUGGGUACCCCAGACCACCUCAUCCACCACUGGGUGGCCUCUGACUCUCCUUGGCCUCUCUAGGGGCUUUGGUCCAUGUCCUGAGCCACUGACUAUGGCCAGUCUCUUUUUUUAUACAUUCAGAAAAGUGUUUUUAUGGGAACUUUCUCAUGGUUUGUAGGUAUUUUUUUAUAACCCCAGUGCUGAGGAGAAAGAAAGAGACAGUGGCUUCCCCCAGCAGCAGCCCCAUGAUGGCUGGAUCUGAAAUCCUACAAGGGUCCAGCUUGAUGUCUUUGCAGUUGCAUGUAUGGGAAGCAACACUCUUCUCUUCCUUCCCCUCUUCCAGCUUUUUAAAAACUGUCCUCAGAACAUCCAUCCUGUCCCCCACUCGGCCCAUGAGGCGCCCUUGGACUUUCUUUCAUCAAGGCCUAGAAGUAGGCCUGUCCCCACCCCACCCCUGCCCUCAAUUCUCUCCCUUGUGCCCUCGCCUCACCAGGGGUUGCCUCUUCAACCUGGCAGAGGAAGGAGGCAUUUCCUCACACACACUCCCAGGCCCCAUCGCUGAGCUCUCUGCCUUCCUCAUGAGCCAGUCUCACUCCCAGGUUUGUAUCAGGUGUGGUAACAGCAGCCAGCUACCAAGAGCCCUCUCUGAGGCACUUUUCUAAGAUGACAUGUAUCUUCUUAUCUCACAAUGGAACAAAUGGAUGUAAUUGUUCCCAUUUUGCAGAUGAAGAAACUUGAGUCUCAGGGAAGGGGAGUGACUUGCCUAGGAUCACUGGAGUGGUAGAGUUGGGAUGCAAACCCACAUGUGACUGCAGAGCCUGCGUCUUGAUCUGGGGUGUUUUGUUUAGAACUGCACUCCUGUCUCUCUCCCCUGCCUGUCUUCCCCGAGGUGGAAAUGAAAGCCUUUCAGAGCAGAAUGUCUCAUUCCCCUCUGAACUCCAGACCAGAUGUGGCAUGAGCCAGUGAGCUCAGCCAGGUUCUCUGUGUCUCUCUGGGAGGCAGUGCUUCCAUGCCUCUUACAGGGAGGGAGGGCACCUGAGCCUAUCUCAGUGCUGCCACCAUCUUGUCAGGUGUGGGUAGCCUUGCCCAUCCCCUGGGCCUCCCCUCCCCAGCAGGUUCUUCCUUUCUACUGCUCUGAGAGGGCCAACUCCACAUCGAGCAAUCCUGGCCCCAGGUAAGGGGUUGAUUGCUUGGGCUUUCAGAAUAUCUGAUGCCUCUGCCUGACCUCCCAGCUGCCCUCUUGUUACCCCUCUGCCACUUCCCUCCCCUGUCCCCAACAUGUCCUAUAAUAAAAUGAG